This is a messenger RNA of Miscanthus lutarioriparius, 375 nucleotides long. NCBI's taxonomy places the organism in Eukaryota, Viridiplantae, Streptophyta, Magnoliopsida, Poales, Poaceae. The record is from the annotation of a GenBank genome assembly.
AUGGAGGAGGAGUUCUCCAAGCUCCGCGCCGCGCACGACGCCGUCGUCCUGCAGAACUGCCACCUCGAGACCGAGCUACUGAAGAUGAAGGACAGGCUGGCGGAGGCGGAGGAGGAGAAGAGGAAGCUCAUCGCGGCUGCCGCGGCAGCCGGCGGCGUCGGAGCGGGCGCAGCAGGAAGCAGCAGCCCGAGCUCGUCGUCGUUCUCGACGGUGACGCACCACCCGGCGGCGCUGGUGGGGCAGUUCGGGGUGGAGCCGGAGGAGGCCGCUGCCGACCUCACCUACAUGAGCGAGUACGCCUACAACAGCUACAUGAACAUGAUGGACCUCGCGCCCGGCUACUUCGGCGGAGUAGUCUACGAUCACUUCAACUGA